Molecule: messenger RNA, 2044 nt
Organism: Drosophila navojoa
Lineage: Eukaryota; Metazoa; Arthropoda; Insecta; Diptera; Drosophilidae
Product: transcription factor grauzone
Biological process (GO): regulation of DNA-templated transcription
Cellular component (GO): nucleus
Molecular function (GO): RNA polymerase II cis-regulatory region sequence-specific DNA binding; DNA-binding transcription factor activity, RNA polymerase II-specific; zinc ion binding
Source: RefSeq, a predicted model, not a curated record
AUAGUAAAAAAAGAAGAAGCAGAUUGUUUUGAUGCUUAAUUUGUAAUAUUGUGCGAAUUGUGUUUGUUAUUGACGCUUUUAAUGGAAUAAUCAAUACGAAAAUGAUUUGCCGUCUGUGCCUGAAUAGCGCCAACGACACAAUUCAAAUAUUUGAAGGCGUCGGCUUGUCCCUGAAUGUUGCCACAGUGCUGGCCAAAUAUUUCUGGUUCGAGCCAAAAUGUGAUGAUCCCAUAUCGACGGACAUCUGCGUGGGCUGCUGGACGCGCGUCAGCGAUUUUAAUGAGUUUUACGCAAGUGUGGAGAAGGCGCACCGCCUGCUCACUGAAAGGUUCUCAGUGAAGGUGGGCGAGCAGUCGGAGAGAGAGGAGAAACUCAAUCCACGGAGCAACAAUGGCGACCAGAAGCAGGAAGAGCAAGAGAAGCAAGAGGAUUCGAAAGAUUUUCUCAUGCACAGCGAAUGCGCUGCCGAUGCCGACGUCGAAGACGAUUUGGCAAAUGACGAACAAAUGCCAGCGGUGGAGGCUUUAUAUGCGAGUGGAAACGAGAGCGAUGCAGCUGCAUCGUUUAGCAAUGAGCAGUUUCUGAACGAUGUGCUGGCCCAGCAGGGAGAACCAGCUGGCGAUGGCAAUGGCGAAGCCGAGGCUGAUGCGGCAGAAGUGCCGAGCACAGAAACAGUGCCGCAAGAACGUCGUGAAACCCGCUCCACACGCUCCAAGAGCAAAGCCCAAGUGACAGAAGCUGCUACUGCUGCAGCAGCUGCUGCUGCUGCGGCUACUGCAGCGGAGCAGUCGACGCCUGCGAAACGUCGUGGCCGAUCGAAAGCCGAAAAAGCGAGCCCCAAUGCCGUGGAGGAAUCGCCGAAGAACAAACGCUAUGUGGAUUAUAAGAAAUCGAUGCUGGAAAUUGAUGAGAAAAUCGCCCAACAUAUGCGCCUCACCUGCAGCAUUUGCCACGAGGGCCAGGAGACAUUCCUGACGCUCUGCAAGCACAUGAUGAUGGUGCAUCAUCGCAAGGGCUAUGCCGUCUGCUGCAACAAGAAGUUCUACAAACGUUCCUUUCUCACCGAUCACAUCGAUCGCCACUCAAAUCCCGAGAAAUUCAAAUGCGAGCUGUGCGAUCGCACCUUUGCGGAUAAACAAUGUCUGCGCAAUCACGAGCUGCUGAAGCACCAGCCGGACGAGCAAAAGAAAUUCAUGUGCGAGCACUGUCCGAAGCGCUAUACGAAGCAGUAUUUGCUGGAUCAGCAUAGGAUCAUACACAAGGAGCGCAACGUGCCAUGCGACAUAUGCGAGAGGCGUUUCCCCAACAUGUCGAUGCUGUGCACCCACGUCAAGAUGGUUCACGGCAACUAUGGCAUCAUGUGCGACAUUUGCGCCCAGGUCAUUCGCGGUCGUGCCGCCUUUCAGCGGCAUCAGCUGGAGCAUGCUGGCAUCACGGAGCCGAAGGUGCAGUGCGACAUCUGUGGCUCGUGGCACAAGAAUAAGUAUAGCCUAAAGAAACAUGUGCGCCGGCACAACGGCUCCUCGGAGGAAUGCACCUGCAACAUUUGCGGCAAGGUCUCGCCCAAUCGCAGCGCCAUGCUCAGCCAUCAGCGCUAUGUGCACAAUGCGGAUCGUGUGCAUGGCUGCAGCGUGUGCAAGAAGAAAUUCAAGAAGGCCAUCAAUCUCAAGGAGCACAUGGCCACGCACACGGGCGAGGUGCUCUACAAGUGUCCGCAUUGCCCCAAGACCUUCAAUUCGAAUGCGAACAAGCAUUCGCAUCGCAAGAAGAGCCAUCCCAAGGAGUUUGAGGAGGCGCGCAAAGCGCGCAUACAAAAUCGCAUGGGCGACACGGCAAAGAGUCAGACGACGAGCAUGAUAACCAUAACGACGGACGCCAGCGAUGGCCAGCUGGAGACGCACAAUAUACUGGUGACAACCACCUCGUCACAGCCAGCGGACGAGGACGAGGACUACAAGGGCGAGGACAUUGAGUACAUGCUCACCCUGAGUCCACAGCCAGCGGAGUAACUUAUAAAUGUUGUUUUUUUUUUUUUUUGCUUAUG